Hippoglossus stenolepis (Pacific halibut) is the source of this 5443-nucleotide messenger RNA. RefSeq names its product glutamate receptor 2. Bases 196 to 2847 code for a protein of 883 amino acids. Gene Ontology annotation, molecular function: AMPA glutamate receptor activity; transmitter-gated monoatomic ion channel activity involved in regulation of postsynaptic membrane potential. Gene Ontology annotation, cellular component: postsynaptic membrane; plasma membrane; dendritic spine. Gene Ontology annotation, biological process: synaptic transmission, glutamatergic; modulation of chemical synaptic transmission; monoatomic ion transport. The record is from RefSeq and is a predicted model, not a curated record. NCBI's taxonomy places the organism in Eukaryota, Metazoa, Chordata, Actinopteri, Pleuronectiformes, Pleuronectidae. The transcript is spliced from 19 exons.
GCGCGCCCCAGUCCAGCAGUAGCGGUGGCACGCGCAUCUCCACAGAGAGAGAAGACAGCAUCCGCAGAGCUCGAGACGCUCGAGAGCGAACCUGGAAUCACGCCAUGCACUCGCAUAGCGUGUGAUGUCGGUGAUGUUUUGGUAGGAACCUGCCGUAGGCUGCGGUGACGUUGCGCGAGGAGCAAUACCAGCACCAUGAAGCUGCUGUUUGUGGUGACACUCUUAUGGCGCGAGGCGUUGUGCGGAUCUCCGAGCGUCCAGAUCGGUGGUUUAUUCCCCAGAGGUGCAGAUCAGGAGUAUAGUGCAUUCAGAGUUGGCAUGGUUCAGUUUGGGAUGGCAGACUUCAGACUGACUCCACAUAUAGAUAACCUGGAGGUGGCCAAUAGCUUUGCUGUCACUAACUGCUUUUGUUCUCAGUUCUCUCGAGGUGUGUAUGCCAUAUUUGGCUUCUACGACAAGAAGUCCGUAAACACCAUCACAUCCUUCUGUGAGACACUCCAUGUCUCCUUCAUCACACCAUCUUUCCCGGCAGAAGGAAUGAAUCAGUUUGUUCUCCAGAUGAGGCCAGACAUCAAGGGGCCUCUGGUUUCAUUAGUGGAGUACUACAAAUGGGAGAAAUUUGCCUAUCUAUACGACAGUGACAGAGGUCUUUCUACUCUUCAGGUAAUACUGGACACAGCAGCUGAGAAAAAAUGGAUUGUUACAGCAAUAAAUGUCGGAAACCUGAAAGAUGAAAGGAAGGACGAAGCCUACCGCUCCCUGUUUCAGGACCUAGAGAUCCGUAAAGAGCGACGCAUCAUCCUGGACUGUGAACAAGACAAAGUCAAAGACAUCAUGGAACAGGUUAUCACCAUAGGCAAACAUGUAAAGGGAUAUCACUACAUCAUCGCCAACCUUGGUUUUGUAGAUGGUGACCUCUCUAAAAUCCAGUAUGGUGGAGCGAAUGUGUCUGGGUUUCAGAUAGUAGAUUUUGAUGAUCCUGUUGUGGCAAAGUUUGACCAACGAUGGGAGGCUCUGGAAGAGAAGGAGUAUCCUGGAGCUGAUACACGCAUCAGAUAUACCUCAGCCCUUACAUUUGAUGCUGUCCAUGUAAUGACUGAGGCAUUUCGCUUCCUGCAUAAGCAAAGAAUAGACAUGAGUCGUCGUGGCAACAAUGGGGACUGUCUUGCCAAUCCCGCAGUGCCCUGGGCACAAGGGGUGGAGAUUGAACGUGCCCUAAAACAGGUGCGAGUGGAUGGGUUGACAGGGAACAUUCAGUUUGACCAGUAUGGAAAGAGAAUCAACUACUCAGUAACAGUCAUGGAGCUAAAGAACAACGGGCCUGUAAAGAUUGGCUACUGGAAUGAGGUGGAUAAGAUGGUGGUGACAAAGUCAGACCUUUACCCCAAUGACACCAUGGGGAUGGAAAACAAGACUGUCAUUGUUUCAACUAUACUGGAAGCCCCCUACGUGAUGUUGAAGAAAAAUUCUGAGCUGUUUCAAGACAAUGACCGUUAUGAAGGUUACUGCGUUGACCUUGCUGCAGAGAUCGCAAAGCACUGUGGCAUACGCUAUCAGCUCAGGAUUGUGGGAGAUGGCAAAUACGGUGCAAGAGAUGCGGAAACUAAGAUCUGGAAUGGUAUGGUUGGAGAGCUGGUGUAUGGGAAAGCAGACAUAGCAGUGGCUCCCCUGACAAUCACUUUGGUUCGUGAAGAGGUGAUCGAUUUCUCCAAACCCUUCAUGUCUUUGGGAAUCUCCAUCAUGAUCAAAAAGCCACAGAAAUCAAAACCAGGAGUCUUCUCCUUUCUGGACCCACUGGCCUAUGAGAUCUGGAUGUGCAUUGUCUUUGCCUAUAUAGGAGUUAGUGUUGUACUCUUUCUGGUAUCCAGAUUCAGCCCCUAUGAGUGGACACUAGAGGAGCCAGAGGACGGAGCGUUGCCAUUAACAACUGAAUCCACCAAUGAGUUUGGGAUUUUUAACUCCCUUUGGUUCUCUUUGGGUGCUUUCAUGCGGCAAGGUUGUGACAUCUCACCAAGGUCCCUGUCAGGUCGUAUAGUAGGCGGUGUGUGGUGGUUUUUCACUCUGAUCAUAAUCUCAUCAUACACGGCCAACCUGGCUGCCUUUCUGACUGUGGAGAGGAUGGUUUCUCCCAUCGAGAGUGCUGAAGACCUGGCUAAACAGACAGAGAUUGCAUAUGGAACCCUGGACUCUGGAUCCACCAAGGAGUUCUUCAGGCGUUCAAAAAUCGCCUUGUUUGACAAGAUGUGGCAGUACAUGAAAUCAGCAGAACCUUCACCCUUCGUCAAGAAAACAUCAGAAGGUGUUCUCCGUGUGCGGAAGUCCAAAGGGAAGUAUGCUUACCUACUGGAGUCCACCAUGAAUGAAUACAUUGAGCAGAGGAAGCCCUGCGACACCAUGAAAGUGGGAGGAAACCUGGACUCCAAAGGCUACGGCAUCGCGACACCCAAAGGAUCCCCAUUAAGAAAUGCGGUGAACCUGGCGGUGUUAAAGUUGAACGAGCAGGGGCUGCUGGACAAACUGAAAAACAAGUGGUGGUAUGACAAGGGAGAAUGCGGCAGCGGAGGAGGGGAGAGCAAGGAGAAGACCAGUGCUCUGUCUCUUAGUAACGUAGCAGGUGUCUUCUACAUCCUGGUUGGAGGUCUGGGUCUGGCCAUGAUGGUAGCACUGGUAGAGUUCUGCUACAAGAGCCGGGCUGAAGCCAAGAAAAUGAAGAUGAAAUUCACAGAUGCAAUGCGCUCCAAAGCUCGUCUAUCCAUCACAGGAUCGACCAGUGAGAAUGGUCGUGUCCCGGUGGCUUACCUCCGUCCAGGAUUACCCAUGAGCCUCAGCAUGACUGACCUCUCCUGACCACACCCGAGUCAGUGCCUUACAGCCAGUCAAGACAUAUAUUCCUUCCCCUCUGAAAUGGAAAUGCUUGUCAUCUCCUUCUGAGACAAAUUACCACUCACCAAAGCUGAUCUGCCCUGACUUUCAAUCUGGAGUUUAACCAAUCAUAACUCUCUGAGGACUCUUGAUCUCGCUCUUUAACAUAUAGCCUAGAAAGACUGGACAGAUGUUGUCCUCCCAUCACUUGGCUGUCAGGCGUCAGCAAAGACCUGCCCACCUAUGGAGAAAAUCACUUGACCAUCAGCGAGUGAUGGCUGGUAAAUGUACAAUUUCAUGAAAAACAAGCACAGGGGACAGUUUUCUAAACAAACGUGCAUAAUUGCUCAGUACAUUUUUUUGCCAUGGAGACUAAUCUUGUAUAGACAAUUAGGACAGUGAUGCUGACAUUAACGCAAUAACAGCAUUAAUCAGGGAUGUGAUCAGGAAUCAUAGGCAGAAAACCAGAAUCUUGACUAUGUGCUACGAACAAAAACAAAUGUCCUGAAAAAUCACAUCAAUGAAAUUAUAGUAAUUGCUAGAGCAGUUAAUAAUAUGAUGUUAUUCCUAAUUGUUUUCCUUAAUUCUGCCUGAAAAUCCCUUAUUAGUAGAGUCUUUUAGUAGACCUGAGAAAUGCAUGGACUGACACACACACAUUAUAAGAACACAUGCGCCUUACACAGGGAUUGGCUAAAAACAAGAGUAUGUAUAUUGUCAACACUUCUAUUGGGCAGUGCAUCCACAACUUGUGAGCAUUACCUCAUCCAUUUAUCGGUGUCGAGGCUCUGGACUCAAAUUGUUAAGCUAAGUAUCAAUGUUAUCUGGAACAUUAGGAAUAUGAGAGUGGAGAGCACAGACAUCUACAGCUACAGCAGAACAUCUUUGUUUGGUAAAUAUUACCUGCUUAUUGUGUUACAUAACCGUAGGUUUAGUUAGUCUUUCUAUCACAAUCCUUAUUUUUUACUAUAUCUACUAUUGUUAAUAGUUGUACAUGUGAGAAAUACACUAUGAUAUUGACUGAAGUGAAAAAUAUGUGCUGUCGGGAAAUACAAAAGCAAAUUUUGCUUAUAAAGUGUUAGUCUGCUGUCGCCAAACGACUGUACAGUAAACCUGCAGUGUCGUGCAGGACAUGCAAGAAUCAUGGUUCCACACACGUGUGUGUGUGUGUGUGUGUGUGUGUGUGUGCGCGUGCGCGUGCGUGCGUGCGUGUGUGCGUGCGUGCGUGCAUGUGUGUGGAACCAUGAUUCGUGAAAUGAAUUUGUUGUCAUCGAUAAGAUAAUGCCACAUGAGGGUCCCUUUAAAUGUUUAUACUGCCUAUCCCUGUAUAUAGGUCAACAUACUAAUACAGUAAUGAAGACACAAAUACACAUCCCCAAUCACCUAUACAAUACAUCAGUACACAGACAUAUUUUAUACACAUUUAUUUGCACACACACAUACACAUACUGUUGUCUUGAGUUCGAAAGCCAACUGGAAGAUGUGCCAAACCGAUGGAGAACCAAUCAGAGCUUUCCUUCCUCAGCCGAUGGCAGCUGCUGAUACUGAAACCUGAGCCAAUAGGGAGCGCUCACUGCUGUGAGGUGGAAAAAACUGUGAACAGAAUCCUUUGUUUUAAUACAUAUACUGCACUGACGAUGACAACGAAGAGGAGGAUGAAGACGAGGAGGAUGAAGAAUGGAUGAAGAGAGUGUUUGCAUGUCACUUUUAGUUUUUUCUUUCAGAAGAACUUUUCAGCCUGAAGCUUUGCACCUGGCUGCAUUUUAGUGUUUAAUGAUGAUAGUUAUAAUAAUAUUAACAAUAUUAAUUGCAGUAUUAAUGUGAUUCUUGUUAUGUAUAGUGUAUGCUUUUAAUAAAUCAAGUCUGCUACUUUCUUUCACAAGGAAGCUGUUAUUUGUGCUGCUAGAUAGAAGCUAGCUGGUGUCUUGAAAGGCUUCUCCUUCAACAUGAUAAAUGCCCAAGACGUGAUAAACACCAGGUAAGGAGAAGCUGAAAAUGUCAAUUUAUAUGCUUCCAUUUCUUUUCAUGGAUUCAUAUAAUUUUUGCAAUAAACACUUGUGGUUAUUAUGAUAUUUUCAUGUUAUAAUCAAGUGAAAAUGAUUUACCACAGAACGGCUCCCAGACAUGUCAACUACUGAGUGAAAUGUGAAAAUGACCACUCUUCACUUCUGACUUUGCCUCUGGUAUAACUUCAUUUUCUAUUAAACUCAUCAAUUUUGACUGAAAUUUUGUAAGUUGUUUUUCAAAAGUGGAUCUUCAGUAACAACAACAGUGAUUACACCAAUGAUUUCCAGUUAAGGCUAAUUGCAUGAACCAUGUGAACACAGUAACUGCCUAAAUUGUGCUCUUGGUUGUGUCCAAUACAACAUGGUUCUACAUCUUACUAUAAUGUGAUGAAUCUCUGUACAUAUUGAUGUAUGUAUUUAUGUAUGAAUGAUCAUUGAAAUCAUCUGAUCUACGUUAAACUUGGUGUGUUGCUGGGGCCCAAGGAAGUGCAGUGGUGAAAUUGGCAAUCGCCAAUUAGGACUCGCAUUCUUAUGUUCCGUAUUAUUACAUUUUGAAUAAACAGUGCUCUAUAACGGCA